UAUGAGGUUCCAGGUGCCCUACGUUAUACGUGGGCCACCUUAUAAGCUUGUGUCCUAAGCAUACAUAGCAUAGAUAUAAAGUCUACUGGCUGCUGUCAUGCAGUUGAUCAUUGACCCUUAGUAGCUGUGAUGAAUAAAUUGAAAUAACUUUCAAGUUAUUUCCAGUGCUUGCAAGUUGAAGCUAGAAAAAUUUAGAGUGGAAAUAAGGCUUAUUUUUAACAAUGAGGGUAAUUAACCAUUGGAAAAAUUACCAGCUGUUGUGGUAGACUCUCCAUCAAACUUUUGAAAUCAAGAUUGGAUGUCUUUCUAAAGGAUCUGCACUAGGUCAAAUGGGAAUUAAGUCAGGGCAGUCCUAUGCCUUGUGUUAUGCAGGGUAAAUAUUUUAAGGAGGAGAGUGACACUCAGAGACUGGCUCAAAGGGUCCUCCAGCGAAACUUAAGUCAGCGUUCUUUCAGCAUCAUUAAAAUGGAUUUAGAAGACAACUAUGUUGAUGCUUUGGAUCCAGAGAAGUUAAUACAAUGUCCAUAUGAUCGCUAUCAUCAAAUCCGAGCCUGUCGGUUUCCCUAUCAUCUUAUAAAGUGCAGGAAGUGAGUCAGUCGAAUAACUGCCACAGAGAGAUGAACACUGUCAGCAUGUGGCAGCCGUCCCCAUGUGAUGAAGACUGGGAUAAAGAGCUACAGGAGCAAUCAGAUUCUGUGUUCGUUUGGGGCACGUUCAAUAGUGGCAUAAACAACAGCCCUGGGUCCAGCAUAGUGAUGGAACCAAAGAAUAACCUAAUGCCAGGCAUGAGAGCACCCAGGUCCUUGCCAUAUAGCCUAUCCUGGAAAAGCAGACCAUUGAGGUUUCUUUCCCAGACAGAAUCUGUCACAGCUUUUGCAGGAGACACAGUUUUGUUAACGUGUGAAGUAGUUGGAGAGCCUAUGCCGAUGGUACACUGGCAAAAAAACCUGGAGGACCUGAUCCUGAGCCCCAGUGACACCCGAGUGGCUGUCUUGCCCUCUGGAGCUUUACAGAUUAGCAGAAUCCAAGCAGGAGACAGUGGGAUCUAUAGAUGCCUUGCAAAAAAUCCUGCUAGUUCCAGAACUGGAAAUGAAGCAGAAGUCAGAGUUUUGACAGAUCCAGGUUUGCACAGACAGCAAUUUUUCCUGCAGAGACCGUCAAAUGUGGUAGCCCUUGAGGGAAAAGAUGCCGUUCUUGAGUGUUGUGUUUCUGGGUUUCCCACACCCACCUUCACAUGGAUGCGAGGAGAUGAAAUUAUUCCUGUCAGAUCCAAAAAAUAUUCAUUACUGGCUGGCAGUAACUUACUUAUUUCUAAUGUGACUGAUGACGAUUCUGGGACAUACACUUGCAUUGUCAGCUACAAGAAUGAGAACAGUAGUGCCUCUGCAGAGCUCACAGUUAUGGUUCCUCCAUGGUUUUUAAAUCACCCUUCAAACCUCUAUGCCUAUGAAAGUAUGGACAUUGAGUUUGAAUGUGCUGUUUCUGGUAAGCCUGUCCCUACCGUGGAUUGGAUCAAGAAUGGAGAAGUGGUCAUUCCUAGUGAUUAUUUUCAGAUAGUGGGUGGCAGCAACUUGCGGAUUCUGGGCCUCGUAAAGUCAGAUGAAGGUUUUUACCAGUGUGUAGCUGAAAAUGAUGCUGGGAAUGCACAGACCAGUGCACAGCUAAUCAUCCCUGAGCCGGCUAUCCCAAGUUCCAGUGUCCUCCCCUCUGCUCCCCGAGAUGUGGUCCCUGUUUUGGUCUCCAGUCGAUUUGUCUGUCUCAGCUGGCGCCCACCUGCAGAAACUAAAGGGAAUAUCCUGGCAUACACUGUCUACUUCUCCAGGGAAAGCAUCAACAGGGAACGGGCACAGAACACAACACAGUCUGAGACACUUCAGCUUACAGUGGGAAACCUGAAACCAGAGGAGACCUACACAUUCCGAGUGGUGGCAUACAAUGAAUGGGGACCAGGAGAGAGCUCGCAAUCCAUCAAGGUUGUCACGCAGCCUGAAUUGCAAGUUCCAGGGCCAGUAGAAAACCUGCGGGCUGUGCCUACCUCACCUACCUCAGUUCUUCUUUCCUGGGAACCCCCUGCCUAUGCAAAUGGUCCAGUCCAAGGUUACAGAUUGUUCUGCACAGAGACUGCUACUGGAAAAGAACAGAAUAUAGAGGUUGAUGGACUAUCAUACAAACUGGAGGGGCUGAAAAAAUUCACGGAAUACACCUUACGGUUCCUCGCUUAUAACCGCUACGGCCCUGGGGUGUCCACUGAAGAUCUUACCGUCAUGACGCUUUCUGAUGUACCAAGUGGAAUGCCUCAGAAUGUCUCCUUGGAAGUGGUUAAUUCAAGGAGCAUCAAAGUUAGUUGGCUACCUCCACCAUCAGGCACACAAAAUGGAUUUAUUACCGGCUAUAAAAUCCGACACAGAAAGACUACCCGCAGGGGUGAGAUAGAAACACUGGAGCCAAACAACCUCUGGUACUUGUUCACAGGACUUGACAAAGGAAGUCAGUACAGUUUCCAGGUAGCUGCCAUGACAGUCAAUGGGACAGGACCCUCCUCAGAUUGGUAUACAGCAGAAACUCCAGAGAAUGAUCUUGAUGAAUCUCAGGUUCCUGAUCAGCCAAGCUCUCUUCAUGUCAGGCCAUUGACAACCAGUAUCGUCAUGAGCUGGACUCCACCACUGAAUCCAAACAUUGUUGUACGCGGCUACAUCAUUGGCUAUGGAGUGGGCAGUCCAUAUGCUGAGACAGUGCGAGUAGACAGCAAACAGCGCUACUAUUCCAUUGAAAACUUGGAACCAAGUUCCCAUUAUGUAAUUUCUUUAAAAGCCUUUAACAACGUGGGUGAAGGAGUCCCUCUCUAUGAAAGCGCCACCACUAGAUCAUUGACAGUCCCAGAUAUCUCCACCCCCAUGCUCCCACCAGUAGGUGUCCAGGCUGUUGCACUUACCCAUGAUGCAGUGAGAGUCAGCUGGGCAGACAACUCUGUCCCAAAGAAUCAAAAGACUACUGAGGUUCGCUUUUACACUGUCCGUUGGAGAACCAGCUAUUCUACAAGUGCAAAAUACAAGUCAUCAGAUACAACAGCUUUGAGCCAUAGUGUAAUAGGCCUUAAGCCAAACACUAUGUAUGAAUUCUCUGUCAUGGUAACAAAAGGUCGAAGGUCAAGCACGUGGAGCAUGACUGCACAUGCCACAACAUAUGAAGCAGCACCAACUUCUGCACCCAAGGAUUUGACAGUCAUUACUCGGGAAGGGAAGCCUCGAGCUGUCAUUGUCAGCUGGCAGCCUCCAUUAGAAGCCAAUGGAAAAAUUACUGCUUAUAUUCUGUUCUACACCUUGGACAAGAAUACUCCAAUUGAUGACUGGGUUAUGGAGUCAAUCAGUGGUGACCGACUUACUCAUCAAAUCAUGGACCUCAACCUAGAUACAGUGUAUUACUUUAGAAUCCAAGCUCGCAAUGCCAAAGGAGUGGGACCGCUCUCUGACCCUAUUCUCUUCCGGACUCUGAAAGUUGAGCACCCUGACAAAAUGGCUAAUGACCAAGGUCGUCAUGGAGAUGGGGCCUAUUGGCCAGUUGACACGAACUUGAUUGACAGAAGCAGCCUUAAUGAACCUCCCAUAGGGCAGAUGCACCCUCCGCACGGCAGCGUAACGCCUCAAAAGAAUAGCAACCUUCUAGUAAUCAUUGUGGUCACCGUUGGGGUCAUUACGGUGGUGGUGGUGGUGAUCGUGGCUGUGAUCUGCACCAGGCGUUCUUCAGCGCAACAGAGGAAAAAGCGUGCUACCCAUAGUGCUGGUAAAAGGAAGGGCAGCCAGAAAGACUUGAGGCCCCCCGACCUCUGGAUACACCAUGAAGAGAUGGAGAUGAAGAAUAUUGAAAAGCCAUCAGGUUCUGACCCCUCAGGAAGAGACUCACCAAUGCAGAGCUGUCAAGACAUCACGCCAGUCAGCCACAGCCUGUCUGAAACUCAGCUGGGCAGCAAGAGUGCCUCCCAGUCUGGUCCUGACACGGAGGAUGUGGGAAGUAGUAUGUCCACGUUAGAGCGCUCGCUUGCUGCCCGCAGAGCCACACGUGCCAAGCUCAUGAUUCCGAUGGAUUCACAACCAAGCAACCCUUCUGUUGUCAGUGCCAUCCCAGUGCCAACACUAGAAAGUGCCCAGUACCCAGGAAUUCUGCCAUCUCCAACAUGUGGAUAUCCGCAUCCGCAGUUCACUCUCCGGCCCGUGCCAUUCCCAACACUCUCUGUUGACCGGACUUUUGGAACAGGAAGAACGGUGAGUGAAGGACCAGUUCCACAACAGCCAUCCAUGCUGCCACAGACACAGCCUGAACAUGCCAGCAACGAGGACGCCCCGAGCAGAACGAUUCCCACAGCCUGUGUCCGGCCUACACACCCUCUCCGCAGCUUUGCCAACCCUUUGCUACCUCCACCAAUGAGUGCAAUAGAACCGAAAGUCCCUUAUACACCACUUUUGUCUCAAACAGGGCCUAAUCUUCCCAAGGCUCAGGUUAAAACAGCGUCACUUGGAUUAGCUGGAAAAGCACGAUCCCCUCUGCUUCCAGUCUUGGUGCCAACAGCCCCAGAAGUGUCAGAAGAGGGCCACAAACAGACAGAGGAUCCAGCUAACGUAUAUGAACAGGAUGAUCUGAGUGAACAAAUGGCCAGUUUGGAGGGGCUAAUGAAGCAACUUAAUGCUAUUACAGGCUCAGCCUUCUAACAGCUGUUGAUGAAUAGAUAAAUUGUAUUAUCCAGGAACAUUGCAGCAUACAAGUACUUCAUAUACACCACACAUACACAACCCCAUAAAACCACCCUUUCUUCAGUACCAUUCAUUCAACGUAAGGAAGAUUCUUGAUGAGUCCUAAAAAAUAAAUAACUAAAAAUAUGCUACAUUACUGUAGAUCAAGCAUCUAAAGCAAUUGAAGUGUGGCCCUUGCAAAUAAGUAAAACAAUGACAGCAGAGCCCGAGGUGAUGCCACUUGAUUGCUCAUUUUGAUCUGCUUGCCUUUGUAAUACUUGAGGUGUCAUGACUAUCUCACAUUUUACUUAAUAGAGAUGUGUAGUUCUUGGUGAAAAUCUAGUUUUAUGUCAUUCAAAUGUAUUUUUAAACAUAUACCAUGCCAUAAUUUGUCAGUGUGGAAGUUCACUCUUCGUGUUUUUUGUGUUUUUUUAUAUUUUUUUGAUAUGAAAGCACCCGUAACAAAUAAUCAUGACAUAGCACCAAAGGAUUGGAAGUGUUACCAACAGCACAAAACAAGACAAAUAACUCCCAUUUCUUUUGUAAUUUCAAUCACUCAUCUUGCCCAAGCAGUGUGCAUUAGCAAGUUGCAGUAAAGUCCACCCAUUUUUGCAAGUUUUUGGAAAUCCUCCCAUAGGUAACAUUUUAUAUCUGGCUACAGAGAAUGGGAACAUAAAAAAAUCUGCAUUGGUGGCAUGCUGCCAGCUGCCGUAUACUUACAAAGAGAGGAUAUGAUAUGCAAUCUUCUCUGACACACAGUGAUGAUGUGCUUAAGCUUGGACUAGAACACUUCUAAAUAUG
This is a messenger RNA of Mauremys reevesii (Reeves's turtle), 5525 nucleotides long. It is a transcript of the gene DCC, whose product is annotated as DCC netrin 1 receptor. The record is from RefSeq and is a predicted model, not a curated record. Gene Ontology annotation, biological process: axon guidance; cell-cell adhesion. NCBI's taxonomy places the organism in Eukaryota, Metazoa, Chordata, Testudines, Geoemydidae. Gene Ontology annotation, cellular component: axon; plasma membrane. The transcript is spliced from 33 exons. Gene Ontology annotation, molecular function: protein binding. The coding region runs from base 618 to 4703 and encodes 1361 amino acids.